GAAGGCGAUUGGGCCACACCUUAGGUUACCUACCCCUGCUUUAGACCUUGCAAAUGCGAUUUAUGCUUACAGUCUGAACAUCACCAUGUUGACUAUCUUUGCUUGAGGUUCUUAAAAAAACUCCUUUUUAUUCAGAGUGGUAGAUUUUGUGCAUCCUUCUUACCUGUCCCAAAGACUCGGAUUGGCUAGAAACACUUGUUUGAAAAACAUAAGUUGAGUGACUUAAGAGGUGAUAAUAUUGUGGACUUUAGGGGAGGGACAAUGGGGCUACAGUUGUUUAUUUUUAAAUCUGGGCCAAUCACUGAUGUGGGGAAAGGACUUAGGGGCGGGCCUUAGUUUCCCAGCAACUAGACAUCAGUUCUUCCCAGGGAGGCUCGGGGAUUGGCUGCCUGUAUCGCAGGGGGCGUUUCCCCAUGUUUGAAGCUAUGAAUGGAUGAAAGAAGGGGGCGUGUCAGGAAGUUGGAGGUGAGCUGCUUGUGUUACAGAAGGGUGGUGGCAGGGACUGACUAUAAGCUGGGAGGAGGGAGGCUGUGGGUCAGUGGCAAUAUGAAUGAGCUUCCAGGAUUGAGGUUUGCAUGUAAUUGUGAAUUGGUGGGUAGAUGUAUCUGCCUUGUCAGUGGUGGAAAAAGGUCCAGUUUGAAGACUGGGUGAUGAGAUCUGAUUGCAGAGGUUCUCAUGAACACAUGAAACUGCUGCAUGCUAAACUGGGGGCUGGGCGGAGGCAGGCAGGGCCCGUAUGUGCACUAGCAGAGCACGUGCAUUGCUUGCAGAAGGCUCCAGAUUCAAUCCUAUCGGAAGCUGCCUUGGACCAAGUCAUCUAGCUCAAACAGACAGCCCCAGCUGCACCCUCUUUGCUUUGAUCCCAGCCUCCUAUUAGCCCAACUUAAGAAAAAAAAAUCUACCGGCAGGUUGGCCAGCAGUGGCCUUGGAGCAGCUGCUUGGAUUUGAAUUCCUUCUACCGUAGCUUCCUUGGUUUGGCAGGAUGGUGGAUCCCCAGUAUGUUCUGCCCAACGAUAUUGGCGUUGCAAUGUUGGACUGCACCGAAGCCUUCCACCUCUUAUCUUUGGAGGAAAAGCUGUACGCUCACUACCUGUCGCGGGCCUGUUGGUACGGGGGGCUGGUGGUGCUGCAGCAGACCUCCCCAGAGGCGCCUGCCAUCUAUGCCCUUCUCUCACGGCUCUUCCGGUCCCAGGACCCGACUCGGUUAGGCGAGGUGGCGCACUCGCUCGGCCUCUCAGACGAGGAGCAUCAGGCCUUCCUGGUUUACGCUGCCGCCUUCUAUGCCAACAUGGGCAACUAUAAAUCUUUCGGGGACACCAAAUUUGUGCCCAACCUUCCGAAGGAGAAGCUGAAGCAGCUGGUGUGGGCGAGCCAGGCGUUUGCGGACCACCCAAAAGAGAUGGAGGCGCUGUGGGGCUGCUGUGCAGAGCGCAUGUUCUCCCUAGAGCCGACACAAAAGCACUUGGGGCUCUGUGGCCAGGGCACAUCUACUUACUUCUCUGCAAACUGCACCACGGAAGAUGCAAAGCUGGCCCAGGACUUCCUUGAUUCUGAGAACAUCAGUGCUUACAACACAAGGCUUUUUAAGACGAAGGUAGAUGGCAAAGUGAACUACGAGGUUCGUCUGGCUUCGGUGCUUUCAGAUGAUUCUCAGCUUGACGCUGACAUGUCAGCCAAGAUUAAAUGUUUUGAGUUUGGCGGCUGCUUCUUCACUGUGACACGAGGAGAUUACUCCCCGCUUCUGGAGAAGGUUGUGGAGAACUUGCAGAAAGCCCAGCGACACGCAGCCAACCCCACGCAGGCAGAGAUGCUGUCUCACUACAUUGCCAGUUUCACGCAAGGCUCCAUCGUGGAACACAAGGAAGGCUCCCGCUGCUGGAUUCGCGACAAGGGGCCCAUUGUGGAGAGCUAUAUAGGUUUCAUCGAAAGCUACCGAGAUCCCUAUGGUUCCCGUGGGGAAUUUGAAGGCUUCGUUGCGGUUGUGAACAAGGCCAUGAGUGCAAAGUUCGCUCGACUUGUGGCAGCGGCUGAGCGCUUGCUGGAGGAGCUGCCGUGGCCUCGCGCCUUCGAGAAAGACGCUUUCCUGAAGCCCGACUUCACCUCGCUUGACGUGCUGACCUUUGCCGGGAGCGGGAUCCCCGCCGGCAUCAACAUCCCAAAUUAUGAUGACAUCCGCCAGACAGACGGCUUCAAGAACGUCUCGCUGGGGAAUGUGCUAGCUGUGGCCUACUCCACACAGAAGGAGAAGCUGACAUUCCUGGCAGAAGAGGACAAGGAUCUCUACAUCCAGUGGAAGGGGCCUUCCUUCGAGGUUCAAGUUGGACUCCAUGAACUCCUGGGUCACGGCAGCGGGAAGCUCUUUGUCCAGGAUGACUCCGGGGCCUUCAACUUUGACCACAAGGCAGUGAUCAACCCAGAAACGGGAGAACAGAUUAGAAGCUGGUACCGAGGCGGCGAGACAUGGGACAGCAAGUUUUCGAACGUUGCAUCGAGUUACGAGGAGUGCCGGGCCGAGUGUGUGGGGCUGUACCUGUGCCUGAACAAGGAGGUUUUGGGGAUCUUUGAACUGAAAGGAGAAGAUGCUGAAGAUGUGAUCUACAUUAACUGGCUGAACAUGGUGCGUGCCGGGCUGCUGGCGCUGGAGUUCUACACUCCGGAGUCCGGAACAUGGCGGCAGGCCCACAUGCAGGCGCGCUUUGUCAUCUUGAGGGUUCUCCUGGAAGCUGGCGGGGGACUGGUAUCUCUGCAACGUACCACCGGCAGAGAUGGCAAACCCGAUGCGGUGGUGUCCCUGGACCGCAGCAAGAUCAGCACGAUAGGGAAGCCUGCACUGGAGCACUUUCUCCGCAAACUGCAGGUGCUGAAGUCCACAGCGGAUGUGGCAGGUGGGCGCAGCCUCUACGAGGCGUACUCUGCGGUGACAGACGAGGAGCCCCAGCAUUUCCUGAGCCUGCGCAAGACUGUGCUGCUGCGCAAGGAAGAACGCAAGUUGUUUGUCCAAGCAAACACCCGCCUGCAAGGUAAAGAUGUUGUACUGGUGCAGUAUGAAAGCAGUGCAGCGGGGCUCGUCAAAUCUUUCUGCGACCGUUUCCGUGAAGAUGCUGAAGUAUUGGAGAAGUAUCUGUUGGAGCUGGCACAGGCCGAUGCCCAUUUCUGGGAAUCCUGACCCCCACGAGGCGCGAGGGCCCUGGCUUCCCCACACUCAGCUCCCUUUGCCUGCCCAUCCAGGCGCACCAGGCCGUUUCUGCACCUCAACAGUCUCUUUCGAAAAUGAGGGGUACAAGUGAACAAGAUCACCUCUCUGAAAGCAGUCGGCCAUCACUCCCCACCCCCCAGAAGAGCCUGCGGUGGCUCCAGCCCUCCUGUUAUUGCACCCAGGGGUUCAAUAAACCUAGCUUUUAUAAAGUGUGUGAACUUCCUUUCUGCUUUCCCCCUGCUGUACUCCUGUCUAACUGGUGGGGACUGAACCCAGUCUGGGGAAUGAAGCAGUCUGAUCUGGCUUCCUCAGAUCUGCUGUGUAGAUAGUCUGUUGAAUAGUGGGUAAGCAGGAUGAAGACAGAGCUCUCAAAACAACUAGCUCUUUAUUCUAGCUCUGAGUCCCAGACUGAACAGUAGCUUAGCCAACUGGCUUAUAUAGUACUCAGUAACUUGCAACAGUAACAAACUUCCCUUAGCUACCCAAUCCGUGAACAGCACUCUCAAUCCUUCAUUUGCAUGUUGUGGACCUGAGUGAGAACUGCAGCCACAGUGGGCAGGGCAAGAACUGCAGCCAUGGUGGCCAGAAGGAGUACUGCAGUUAACUUAAUGCAUAACAUAGUU
Messenger RNA from Zootoca vivipara (common lizard), 3819 nucleotides. RefSeq names its product dipeptidyl peptidase 3 (gene DPP3). Gene Ontology annotation, biological process: proteolysis. NCBI's taxonomy places the organism in Eukaryota, Metazoa, Chordata, Lepidosauria, Squamata, Lacertidae. The record is from RefSeq and is a predicted model, not a curated record. Gene Ontology annotation, molecular function: dipeptidyl-peptidase activity; metalloexopeptidase activity. Gene Ontology annotation, cellular component: cytoplasm.